Messenger RNA from Tetrahymena thermophila SB210, 1002 nucleotides. Its product is annotated as syntaxin 43. Lineage: Eukaryota; Ciliophora; Oligohymenophorea; Hymenostomatida; Tetrahymenidae. Gene Ontology annotation, molecular function: SNAP receptor activity; SNARE binding. Gene Ontology annotation, cellular component: endomembrane system; membrane; SNARE complex. The record is from RefSeq and is a predicted model, not a curated record. Gene Ontology annotation, biological process: vesicle fusion; vesicle-mediated transport; intracellular protein transport. The transcript has 8 exons.
AUGUAAGUAGGAGGAAAACCACUAGGUUAUUGGAAGAAUAAAACUGAUAUUCUACUUUAAUACAAGGAAAAUACAAGAUAAAUACAGAGGAAGAAUCGCUACCAAAAAGAAAAAUUUUAAAAGUAAUCAGCAACUCAGAACAAUUUAUUUGGAAGCAAUAGCAAUAUUAGUGAUUUGAACUCAAAUGGUAAUAAAGAAUCUCUACUAAUAAAAGAUAAAUUUAUAGAAGAUAAAAAUGCAAUUACAAUCGAAUUGAAGUCAAAUAAUUUGCCUCCUGAAUGGGUCGAUUACUAUGAAAUAUGUAUUUAGAAGUUAAGAUAAAUAGAAUCAAUAUAGCAGUAAAUUGCAUAAAAAGGCAGAGAAAGACUGAAAAGAGGAUUCGGCGAUAAUUCUGCUCUUGAUAAUUAAAUUUAUGAUUUAACUAGAGAAGCAAAUCAAAUGAUUAAAGAGUGUGAACGUAAGAUAUAACAAAUAGAUGAAGUGGCUGCUCUAAAAAGAGAAUCAGCUAGUGAGCAACAGAUAAGAAAAAAUGUAAAGAGUAGUCUAGCUUAAUAAAUUUCUGAUAUCACUAUUCGUCUUCGUAAGUAAUAGAAAGCAAUCUACGACACUCUCAAAAAGAAUGGUAACUCAACUGAUGAUUUUGGUAACACCUUUAUGCCAUUUAAUGACAUAGAGUCUCAAAAAUAAAGCCAAGUACAAGACGAUAUUUAUGAAGAAAUUGCAAAAGGAAGAGAAAAAGAUAUUAAUCAGUUAGUUGACCAAAUUAACGAGUUAUCAGAUAUUUACAAAACUCUGCAUGUCCUUGUAAUUGACUAAGGAACACUUUUAGAUAGAAUUGACUUUAAUAUUUCAGAAACUAAAAAUAAUGUUGUAAAAACAAAUUAACAGUUAAAGAAGGCCCUUAAACAUUAAGAAAGUCCUUUUGCACAACGAGUAAUACAUGCUUUAAUUGGUUUUAUAGUCUUCUUUUCUUUAGUGCUGAUUUUAAAAUACACUUCUUGA